AUGCCCCGCAAGAAGGCGUCGAGAAAGGCAGCUUCCCCUGUAGCUGCCGCGUCGCAUGACAGCCCCGUCUCCUCGCACCCCGGUGAACCGGCUGCCUUCCAGUUGGCUGUGGUCAACUCUUGCCUGUGCAACGAGGACGUGCGACUUCCUCGGCUGCCGACGCCGGCGCUGCUGGCCCCGUUUUACGUCCAAUUCGAAUCUACCGUCGCUGCGGCCUCUCUGCGCACAACGUCUCCAUGGAAGAGCGACUACUGGUGUACGAAGGUGGCGCACGUGGUGCUUGGCCGCCACUCGGCCCUUCCGGCCGUCUACAGGCUGCGGCACGAGUGUGCUGGGCGGCUUCAUGCGCGCGUCGUGUACGUGCAAGCAGCAGCCGUGCACCGGCAGCUCUACAAAGCGUACCCACCCCUGCCACGGAGCAGGACACAUGCGAUAACGGUUGACGAGGUCGGGGACGAUGACGACGUGGUAAUCGUUGAGCCAACGACACGAGGCGAUGCUGUUGUAGCAGGUGUCGCUGGCCAGCCUACGCCGACUGUCUUCAAGACCUCGUACUACCUCCUCAUCAACCACAGCGAGAAUCCAAUCUUUGUGGGCUCCGACCGGGUGCCGCAGGGCCGCAGCGUGGAGCUUCAGGAGGGCGACGUGCUGAGCUUCCUCGAAUGUGCAUUCGACGAAGACAGCGGCGUUCUCGACGAAGCCAACGUCGCCGACGGUGGCGAUGGUGCGGGGGGGCAUGGCAGGGACACAUCAAUCGACGCGGAAGCAGUGGAGUGUGCUGCAACGACGGUGGAGCAAGUUCAACAACUCGCGGAGGAGUCCUUGUGGCGAUGCGUCGAUACAUCUGCAGUAGGAUCCGCAUCGCGGCCAUCAUCGUCAUCGCCGCUGUUCACAGCCCUCCAAGUGCGUGUACCUCACCGCACCGUGGCAACACGUCGUUUCUACGAAGUGUCUCACGUAGUUCAGGAGUACAUGCGUUGGUGGCACCGCCACACAACGCAGCUUUUCGAGCACCGCCACGUGAACGGCAGGCACCCCGCAUCACCCCCGGUCGAGCCGAUGGGCGUUACCUUUUCUUGGAUGGUGUCCAGCAACCACCUCGUACGCGCGCCGAGUAUCGCUAACAGCGGCGUCGGACCUGUAACGCCGGUUUGCGCCAAAGUGGAGGGUGCCUGUGAUACCUCAGCCGCAACAGUGAGGCAGCCCUCCUCCUCCCCUCCCCCUCUUUGCUCCCAAGGCAGGGGGAGUCGCAGCUCGUCUCCGCUGCCCCAUAUGCAGCAACAGCAGCAGCACCGUUUCUCCGAGGACCUCCUAAAGACCCCUGCUGUCGUCACGGCGCUACGGCAGUGGUUGAAGGAUACGGAGGAUAUGGAGGAGGUGGCGGAUGAGGUGCACUCGCCACUGGCAGCGCGGCUGGUGCUGGACCGUGCAUGGCUCUGGCGCCUUGUUCGCCACCACCAUCGGCAGCAAGCGACACCUCAGCCGCCGCCCUCGAGUCCUGCCGCACGCGGAGCGUUCAGCCCUUCGCUGGUGAAGCUGGAAGACAAGACGACGACCACCGCUGGGCUGGCGUGCGCCGCGACGCUGAAAAAGCGGGAAGGCGCGGGCCCCGGCAGUGUGCCCCCGCAACUUGGCGGCUCCUCUUCUCCACAGAGCGCAUCUGACGACGUGGCGGAGCGCUUUCGCAUCUCCGUGUCGACUGUGUUUGACGAUCCCGUGGCCACCGGCCACGGUGCGUCGCUGGCGCCCACCGCCACGCCGUCACGUGGGGCAAGCGUGGUGCAGACAGUGCUCGAGGAGCUGCGGCAGAGUCACAGCAAAAAGAAGAGCCCCGCCAGCGAGCAGGGAACGCACGCUCUACUACCUCCGUUGUCUGGGAAUAUGCCCAUGGUGGGCACUGACGUUGCUCGCGCUGCGCCAGAUGUGCGCCGAACUCUCUGCCUGGACGCCGAUCCGAUCCACGUGUACGUGAACAACAGCACACACUGUUCAGCGAGGCCUGUGAGCGCAGAGGCAUCACAGUGGCCGCUAAAGCGUCUAUCCUCUCCAGCGGUGUCUGUCGGGAUGCCGACACGCGUGCCAGCGGUGCGCAUCAGACCGGCAAUGCUCCCGGUCUACGUCUUCACUCGCCGAAGCCCAAGCCCCGACGUGUACACGCGCGAGCAGAGUGUCUUCACAUACGCACACUCCUUUUCCUCUCCAACAGUGAUAGGUCACGCUAGCGGCGCUGGGGCGUCGGGGUCUACGUCGAGGCUCGGCAACGCCAAGCAGUUUGUGUACUACUACGACGAGACAGACAAUCACUCCCCUGGCGCCGCCGUCGAGUAUCAUCAGUCACGAUCGCGAGGAGGCACGCGGGGACAAGGUGGUCGUUGGCGGAACGGUCAGCAGAGGGAGACCACCGGUGGCGGCGCAGCGAGUGAUCCUUUGCCCGCGUUUGUUGAACCGUCGUCGCCGGUACCCACAACAGCGGCGCCGCUUUCGCAUGAGUCACACGCGGAUUCGAGCGAGCAUGAAGACAGCUUCCUCUGGGUCGAUGAGUCAGAGAAGGCUGAGAAGAUGCCGUGUGCCUCCACGACACGAAAACGACGGCAUGGCAAGAAGGCCUCAGCCACGCGCAAGCGACGCGCCUCUGAGGCGAUGCCGUCGGCGGCAGUGGCGAAAGCGGCCCGUGCCGAUGGCACCUCCGUAGCAUCCGAAGCCCUGCCGCCAACGCCAACAACGAAGUCGACGCCAUCACGGCAUGCCAAGACGACUCCACGCAUCAACUCGAGGUAG
Leishmania mexicana MHOM/GT/2001/U1103 is the source of this 2778-nucleotide messenger RNA. RefSeq lists its product as hypothetical. The record is from RefSeq and is a predicted model, not a curated record. NCBI's taxonomy places the organism in Eukaryota, Euglenozoa, Kinetoplastea, Trypanosomatida, Trypanosomatidae. Bases 1 to 2778 code for a protein of 925 amino acids. The transcript has a single exon. Gene Ontology annotation, molecular function: protein binding.